This is a messenger RNA of Ogataea philodendri, 2289 nucleotides long. RefSeq lists its product as uncharacterized. The record is from RefSeq and is a predicted model, not a curated record. NCBI's taxonomy places the organism in Eukaryota, Fungi, Ascomycota, Pichiomycetes, Pichiales, Pichiaceae. Gene Ontology annotation, cellular component: cytoplasm. The transcript is spliced from 3 exons. Bases 1 to 2289 code for a protein of 762 amino acids. Gene Ontology annotation, biological process: methylation. Gene Ontology annotation, molecular function: nucleic acid binding.
AUGAAGGAUUACCUGGUGUACAUGUCACAGGCCCAUUUGGGGUUCCGCCAGGCAGAGCUCGAGUCUCUUGCAAGCAUCCACGGGUUCCAAGUUGACUUGUCCAAAAUGAGCGACGAGUCGCCGUUUUUCGUGGUUCAGCUGGAAGAUGACCGUCAGGCUGCUCAGUUGAUUCGCAGAUCGGUUCUUUCCAAAGCGAUCUACGAGCUCUGGGGACAGGGAACUACUCUUGAAGAUCUACACAAGGACGUCCAAGCUCGGUCGACUGAGUUGGCCCCGCUGUACAAACAAUCUUCGUUCAAGUUCGACAUUGUCUCUUACCAAGGAAGCAGGAAGACCAGAGCCCAACAAUUGGCGCUGUUCGAAUCGUUUUCGUAUCUCGCGUUCGAGGGGAAGAUUCAGAUGAAGAAACCAGACCAGACCUUUGCUAUCUUGGAGUCGUACCAAAUUAUCGGCCAGGCUCCUGCUCCCAGCCCUGACCAACUUUAUUUCGGGCGCCAAAUCGAGACGUCUGAGCGGUCGCGCGGGGUUCUUGAGCGACACGAGAUCGCCAAACGGCCAUACUACGGCACAACCACCUUCGACGCCGAGCUGGCAUUGGUCAGUUGCAAUCUUGCCAAAACGGCACCAGGCCAUCUAAUUUACGACCCCUUCGUCGGCACCGGGUCGUUUGCACUGGCAGCAGCACACUACGGGUCUCUCACAUACGGCACAGACAUAGACUUCCGCGCGCUAAAGGGAAAAGGUCCUGAUCGUCGUCUGGCUACCAAUUUCAAGAAAUACGGAACAUCCAAUCUGUUUGGAGACGUUUUGUGCAUGGAUUUCACACAUAACGCGUUCAGAUCGGAUCUGAAGUUCGACGCGAUUGUGUGCGACCCACCAUAUGGAGUCAGAGAAGGUCUCAAGGUGUGCGGAACAGACAGAGAGGAGAGAUUCGAAGGUAAAGAAAAUGUGAUUAUAAAUGGAGAAUACGCGUACUUGAGACGAGACUUUAUCCAGCCCAAGAAAAACUACUCGUUGGACCUGUUGCUCGACGAUCUGUUGCAGUUCGCAUCGGAAAGACUGCCUGUUGGAGGCCGACUUUGUUUCUGGAUGCCCGUGGCCAACGACCAGUACAUCCCUACACUGGUUCCGCAACAUGAAAAACUCGAGCUCAUCUACAACCUGGUGCAAGAGUUCAACAAAUGGUCCAGACGGCUGCUGGUGUACGUGAAAAGAGACGCAAACUACAAAGGAGCAACUAUUACUUCGCAAGAACGUGGGUUGCAAAACGAUUUCCACCUUGAAUCCUCUAGAUCUUCUUCUACCUCUAGCUCUCUCGAACUUUCUGCCCUUGGACAUGAUUCUUGGAGCCUUACCCUUGUGUGGGCCGAAGCCGAAGUGUCUGACAGCCUCUCUGGCGCUUCUUGGACCUCUGACAGUCAAGGUGUUGGAACCAGUUGGAGCUCUAAGAGCCAAUUGGUCGAGGGUGAUGGCCUCACCACCGUUCUUCAGGAUGGUCUCCUUGGCACCGCUGGUGAAUCUCAGAGCAGCAACAGUGGCCUUUGGGAACUUGAGGAGUCUGACAUCGUCAGUGACAGUUCCAACAACGACAACAGUCUUGUCAGCAGAACCUGGUUGAGACAAAGCCUUGGCGAUUCUGGAGACGGAAACUGGUGGUCUGUUGAUCUUGGAAAGGAACAAAGACUUGAGGACGAGCUUGUUGAAUGGAGCAUCAACGAAACAAACCCGCGCGGAAUCCCGCAGGCAAAGUUCAUCGAGAAGAUCGAGGACUUCAUCGACGCAAAAACGUGCACGGACGACGACGUUUCGUUGUUCUUGAAGGAAUUGCAGGUCAGACUUCAACAGUACAAGUUUUUGGAAGAAAACAAACGCAACACGCUCGGAAAUCUCGAUGUGAAGAUCCCAGACAUUCAAAAGACGCUGGAUAUGUGUCGGUUUUUCAAAGAACGGAAACAACAACUUGACCAAGGCGACGAUGUUGAAGAGACCGUUGACGUGAACUACGAGCUAAACGACACAGUGUAUUCCACUGCAGAGAUCGAUAUCAAGAACUUGGACCACGUGAGUCUGUGGCUCGGAGCAGAUAUCAUGAUGGAUUAUCCUAUUGAUGAAGCUAUCGAGAUGCUAGAAAAACGGUUGGCAGGCGCGUUGGAAAAUAAAGCCAUCACCAUCGAAGACUUGGAGUAUCUGCGGUCAAAUAUAACCACCAUGGAGGUCAACACAGCGCGUGUUUACAAUUGGGAUGUGCAGCGUCGCAAGGCGUUGAAGGAAGCAGAGGCUACCUCCUGA